AUGAAGAUCCUCACUAAAGAAGAAGAAGAUGCUCACUACCGCGAGGUCGUCAAGGGCGGCACCAUCGGUGGUCUCAUCGGUCUGGUCGGCGGCGCAGCAGGUGUCCUCGCCGCCACCAGGCGCUACCAGACAAUUCGCAACCUCACUCUCCCCAUGAAGUCCUUCCUCGUGACCUCCUCCGGUACCUUCGUGGGUAUCAUCAGCGCCGACCAUGCCUCUCGCAGCUUCGAAGCCCAACGCAACGCCAGUCGCCAAUGGUACGAGAACCGCGAGGAGCGUCUCCGUCAGGAAGAAUUGUCGCACCUCUCCCCGAUCGAUCGCGCUCUGCAGUGGGCCCGUCGCGAGAAGUACAAGAUCGUCGGUGCCACAUGGGUGGCUAGUAUGAUCGGUAGUUUCGCCAUGGUUAACCGGAACAAGCACCUCAGUGGCUCGCAGAAGAUUGUCCAGGCGAGAGUUUACGCCCAGGGCUUGACCCUCGCUGUGUUGGUGGCCAGUGCGGCGUUUGAGAUCCAGGAUCAGAGGAAGGGUCGCGGCUUGCUGCAGGAUAAGAUGAAGGCCGAGAAGCAGGCUGCUGAGGAGAGGAAGAAUUCUGAGCAGGAGCACACCGGUGAUCUGUGGAAGGACAUGGUUGCUGCCGAGGAGGAUAGGUUGAGGAAGAGGAAGAUGAGUCUGUCGGAGUCGGAUUACUUGCACCCUCAUAAUAAUGGGCAGGAGAAGAAGGUUGAGGAGGUGAAGGAAGAGAAGGAGGAAGAGCCUAAGAAGGAAGAGGCGACGGAGAAGAAGAAAGAGUAA
This is a messenger RNA of Aspergillus niger, 792 nucleotides long. RefSeq lists its product as uncharacterized. The record is from RefSeq and is a predicted model, not a curated record. Gene Ontology annotation, cellular component: mitochondrial inner membrane. Gene Ontology annotation, biological process: mitochondrial respiratory chain complex IV assembly. The coding region runs from base 1 to 792 and encodes 263 amino acids. Lineage: Eukaryota; Fungi; Ascomycota; Eurotiomycetes; Eurotiales; Aspergillaceae. The transcript is spliced from 2 exons.